GGGUAAUUUAAGGUAAUAGGCAACACUUGUGGCGCAAUGUCUAGUUACUGGAGUAAGAGAAGAAGGAUUGCUAAAGGCGUUGAAUCAGACUUACUGAGUAUAGGCCUAACUUCUUCAGCAGAGUGUGGGGGGGAAGGGGUGUCAUAUGAAGUGACUGAGGUCCAAUUUACUCAUGGGGGCAGUGGGGUAGAACCCCUACCAGGACAUAGUGCCCAUUCAGGACAGAGCAGUGGUGGAGUUAGUGAGCAGGUCCAUUCAGGACAGAGCAGUGGUGGAGUGAGUGAGCAGGUCCAUUCAGGACAGAGCAGUGGUGGAGUGAGUAAGCAGGUCCAUUCAGGACAGAGCAGUGGUGGAGUGAGUGAGCAGGUCCAUUCAGGACAGAGCAGUGGUGGAGUGAGUGAGCAGGUCCAUUCAGGACAGAGCAGUGGUGGAGUGAGUGAGCAGGUCCAUUCAGGACAGAGCAGUGGUGGAGUGAGUGAGGAUGAACAGUCCAGUGAACAUGCACAUGACAGUGAUGGCAGUGAGGAAAUCUGUUCUUCAGGCGAAGACACACGAAGUCACCUUGCUCAAUGGGCAGUUAGGAGAAGGAUAAGCCAUGCUGCUUUGGCAGAUUUAUUAUCUUUUCUCUCUGGAAAAUUGCAUGGCUUGCCAAAAAAUCCUAGAACGUUACUAAAAACAAAAACCACGUAUCAUGUUAAAAAUAUUUCAGGCGGUAGCUACUAUCAUUUUGGCUUCGAUCAUGGCAUUUCCUCUCAUCUUGCUAACAAAAAAACUCCUUUGACUUGCCCGUCUUUAACAAUCCAAGUGAACAUAGAUGGCCUGCCCCUCUAUAAAAGCUCAAAUGCACAGUUCUGGCCUAUUUUAGGGCUCAUUGAGUGUUUUGAGAAUCGGGUACAGACAAACAGGGAGCCAUUUGUUAUCGGGAUCUACUUUGGAAAUCAGAAACCUACAACACUAGAGUUUCUAGAUGAGUUUGUCAGUGACGCACAUGUUCUUGAGAGAGAUGGCUUUUUUUACCAGGGUGCUUCUAUCGCUAUAGCAUUGUCAGCAGUGGUCUGUGACGCGCCUGCACGGGCAUUUAUCCGAAGGUCAAAGGGACACACUGGGUUCUACAGUUGUCACAAAUGCCAUCAAAAGGGAGUGACAUACCAAGGAAGAAUGACCUUUCCACAAUCAGAUGCACCACCUAGACUGGACAGCGAAACAUUUGAUGAGUUUAGUGAUGAGCAGCAUUUCACAGGAUUUAGUCCAUUCAAUCUUUUGUCAGUUGGAAUAGUCACACAGUUUCCUCAUGACUAUAUGCAUGUGGUGUGUUUAGGGGUAGUGCGGAAACUGUUAUACUUCUGGAUGAGGAAGCCAUUGCACACUCGAGUAGGUACAGCUGUCGUGCAGGAGGUGUCAACUACGCUUUUGGGUUAUCGCUCAUAUUUCCCCAUUGAAUUCAACCGGAAGCCCCGAACUCUUACUGAUUUUGAGAGGUGGAAAGCUACUGAGCUUCGCUCAUUCCUGCUAUACACUGGGCCAGCUUGCUUAAAGGGCAGAGUACCAGCAGCAAUUUACAACAACUUCAUGUUGCUGUCUGUGGCCAUGACUAUUUUACUUAGUGUAUCUUUAGUGGGAGAUUAUGCUGACUAUGCACACAGUCUACUCUUGGCAUUUGUGAAACACUGCAACCAACUGUAUGGUAGGGAGUACAUUGGGUACAAUAUGCAUGCCUUACUCCACCUCAGUGAGGAAACAAAGACAUAUGGAGCGUUAGACAACAUAUCCUGCUUCCCUUUCGAAAAUUUCCUCGGCCAGCUAAAAACAACGAUCCGGAAGCCCAACAAGCCCCUAGAGCAGGUCAUUCGUCGCUUGUCUGAAAAAAGGUUUAAGUCCAGUGAGUGUCUAAGUAUCGAGUCAGGCCUAACAAUGGAACAUUACAGUGGCCCUGUACCACCGCAUCUUACUGCCAUAAAACAAUUUAAAAGAAUGCAUGUUCAGAGGGUCAUCAUUCAGGUCUCAACAAGUGACAGUUGUGUGGAGUUAGCGGGGGGAAGGAUAGUGGUCAUCGAAAACAUCAUAGUUGACAACAAGGCAGAAGUGCACAUAGUGUUUAGGUCCUUCUCAAAGCUCUGCAACCUCUUUAACUACCCACUCGAGUCAUCUGAAGUUGGCAUCUACCAUCUGUCUGCCCUGACACCUCAACUGCAUCACACUCUAGCUGCACACAUAGAGAGAAAAUAUGUCCUCCUUCCAGUUAAGGAUGGCUUUGCUGGGCUACCAAUGUUGCAUCAGUAGGAUUGCUGUUUUUUAUGUUGGUGUAAGUGUUCAAAUCACAAUUUUGUUCAGGUGAUAUAUUCAGGUUUCCCAUCUCAUUUAGGAAAUGCUGUAGCUGUAGGAAUUGAUUAUUAAGAUGCCUUGGCAAGCCCACUUAAGUGUAACUAUUUCUUCUUUCCACAGAAAUGUAUGUAGUCGUUUCCUUCCCCGCGGAGGGCUUGUUUUUUGUGGUGCCUGUUUCAUGGCUCAUAGAAGAUAAAUGUUACUGGCCUCCCUUUAAAACACUGGACAAGGUAAAAAAGGCUGCCCUACAAAAUGAAACCCCUGACCCCAACUGUUGGACACUUCAUCCAGUUGAGGUGCUUAAAGUUAAAGACACAUACGAAAAGGCCCACGGCCACUACCUUAAAGCAAAAAGAGGAGAGAAGCUGGAGACAGAUGAGGAGACCAUGAAAAGAAAAAGAAAGCCAAACAUGAAAUUCAUCCAAUCCAGUGAUGAAGAAGAUGACCGUCCCUAUUUCCCUCCGGCUCCAAAAAUUCGGCGACUGCCAGAGAAAAUUUCUGUACCAAAUUCAGAGUUUACCAGUCAGGCACCACAGGUCCCAACCACCACCACCCUGCCUCUACCACCACCACCACAACUCCU
This is a messenger RNA of Neoarius graeffei (lesser salmon catfish), 2905 nucleotides long. RefSeq lists its product as uncharacterized. Lineage: Eukaryota; Metazoa; Chordata; Actinopteri; Siluriformes; Ariidae. The record is from RefSeq and is a predicted model, not a curated record. The transcript is spliced from 4 exons. The coding region runs from base 37 to 2280 and encodes 747 amino acids.